AUGAGUGCCGACGAACUACUCAACGUUGCCUUUUUCGGCGCCACUGGAGGCACAGUCUUCAGCUGUCUCGUACAUGCCCUCAAGAAAGAGUACAUUCACUGCCACGUCCUUGUUCGAGACACCGGAAAGUUGCACAGACUGCUCACGGGAGCAACUGGGACCUCUUCACACGACUUACUUCGCGUCAUUCAAGGUGACAUCAGAAGCAGGUCCGCCGUCAAAAGCACAAUAUUUCCUCCUUGUGAAAUAUUGACGGGCCCAGUGGACGUAAUCAUUUUCGGAGUGGGCGGCGUCGAUGUGCACGGCAGAAUGAUAUACGAUAGCGACGUCUCCAAAGAUGGCAUUAGCACCGUAUUUCAAGCUCUCAUUUCUGAGCCUAGCGAGUGUCCCCGUAUCGUGGCCAUCGGAUCUCUUGGAAUCGGCGGCCAAGUAACACGACUUCUAACACGAACCCCCAGUGCAGAGGCCGCAUCGGCCAGAGCUAGCUAUGCUUGGUUCAAGGGAUCCUCAGCGUACGACGACAAGUCGGAGUUGGAAGAAGUUGUACUUGACGAGAUGCAAGAAGCGGGACUCGAAUGUUUCGACAACCUGGUGGUGCAACCUGGUCUUCUCACAGACAACAGACCCUUAGGACUGGCGGCAAUCAGGCAUGGAUCACCAGGAAACCCUCCUCCUGGGUAUUUCAUCAGCAGAGAGGACCUCGGCGAAUGGCUGUUCUAUCAUGGUAUACUCGGUGCUAUGGAAGGGGCCGUUGUGGUUUGCGGGCCGUGA
Colletotrichum karsti is the source of this 771-nucleotide messenger RNA. RefSeq lists its product as uncharacterized. Bases 1 to 771 code for a protein of 256 amino acids. The transcript is spliced from 2 exons. The record is from RefSeq and is a predicted model, not a curated record. Lineage: Eukaryota; Fungi; Ascomycota; Sordariomycetes; Glomerellales; Glomerellaceae.